Cooperia oncophora is the source of this 417-nucleotide messenger RNA. The record is from the annotation of a GenBank genome assembly. NCBI's taxonomy places the organism in Eukaryota, Metazoa, Nematoda, Chromadorea, Rhabditida, Trichostrongylidae.
AUGAUCCACAUCUUCUGGUUUCUAACGUCAGAUGUGCUGACAGCAACCGCCAUCGUUCCUAGCGAUUCUCAGCAACUGCAGCAGCCUUGUAGGCGCUAUUCGAUCUCGAAUCGACCGUCACAAGACUGCUCAUCGUUGAAUCUCUCAGCAUUGCCUUCACUUUUCAUGGACGUGAUUUCGCUGAACUUGGCCCACAAUUCUCUCCCAAUAAUCGAUCGAUUCCCAAGAAAUUACAGCUAUUUGCACACAUUGAGGCUUGAAAACAGUGGAAUAAGGAAGAUUUCCGUGCAGGCUCUCUCCUCACUUGACAAUAUUCGUGUACUGGAUCUGUCUCGAAACCAGCUGAGAAGUAUUACAUUCGGUGCGGGACCCAAGUCCAUAACCACCUUGAAUCUUGCACAUAACUCCCUCAGGUAA